ACAGUUCCGUAAUCAAUGGUUGGUUGGUCGCCCAGUGCACUCCCAAAACUACUAAAUUGCUAUCUUUAAACCAAAUUCUAAAAUUUUAUAUUAUUUGUCAUAAUUAGUUAUUGUAUAUAAAGAUAUUUAAACAUGACGGAGCAGCAAAUGGAUUGUGCUCUAGAUUUGAUGCGGAGACUGCCGCCUCAACAGAUUGAAAAGAAUUUGACCGAUUUGAUCGACCUAGUUCCAAGCUUGUGUGAGGAUUUGUUAUCAUCCGUGGACCAACCCUUAAAGAUAGCACAGGACCGUAGCAAUGGAAAAGAUUAUUUACUUUGUGAUUAUAAUCGAGACGGGGAUUCAUACAGAUCACCGUGGUCCAAUACAUAUGAUCCACCACUUGAAGAUGGGUCAAUGCCCUCUGAGAGAUUAAGAAAGUUAGAAAUAGAAGCUAAUCAUGCUUUUGACCAAUACAGAGAAAUGUAUUUUGAGGGUGGUGUAAGUUCUGUGUAUUUGUGGGACAUGGAUCAUGGAUUUGCUGGUGUGAUAUUAAUAAAGAAGGCCGGUGAUGGCUCUCAAAAGAUCAAGGGUUGCUGGGACUCAAUCCAUGUUGUGGAGGUGUUAGAGAAAAGUUCAGGACGUAAUGCUCAUUAUAAAUUGACAUCAACUGCCAUGCUAUGGCUGCAAACCAAUAAAGAAGGCAGUGGGACUAUGAAUCUUGGGGGAAGUCUAACUAGACAGGCUGAGCAAGAUACUGCCGUUAGUGACGUGACACCACAUAUUGCCAACAUUGGUAGAAUGGUAGAAGACAUGGAGAACAAAAUACGCAACACACUGAAUGAUAUUUAUUUUGGUAAAACGAAAGAUAUAGUAAACGGUUUGCGUUCAACUGUACCAGCUAAUGUGGCUCGGCAGAAAGCCGCCCUGCAACACGAUCUUGCUGAAGCUCUACUUCAACGACGUCAAUUGACACGUGCUGACUGAGACGAAGUUGAAAAAGAUUUUGGGUGAAAUCUAACAACGAUCUUAGAAGAUGGAAAUAUUACUAAUUAUUAGUGAACUAUAUAGAUUUAAAUAAUUAAGUAUUAAAAUUAUUAAAUUUAGGCAUCCAGGAAGGUGCUUUCAGAUUAAACUAACAUUCAGGCAUAGAACUCCUAUGUAAAUAACACAAAUUAGUUUUUUAUGUACUCGAUUUAUUACUUCAAAGAUUGAACAUUUGCAUUUCUUCAUUUUAUUGAUGGUCUGAUUUUAUCCAUAUUUUCAACUGUAUUUUUUAUAUUUUAUAGCUAAGUUAUUCCCUACCCUGCUUGUAUCUUUAUCUAUACUGUCAAAGCAUUUGUAAUCUUAUUGCAAUAGAUUUAAUUGGCCUCUCUAAAUAAAGAUAUAUUUAUCUGA
Messenger RNA from Pieris brassicae (large cabbage white), 1374 nucleotides. It is a transcript of the gene cpb, whose product is annotated as F-actin-capping protein subunit beta. Gene Ontology annotation, cellular component: cytoplasm; F-actin capping protein complex. The transcript is spliced from 6 exons. Bases 133 to 963 code for a protein of 276 amino acids. Gene Ontology annotation, molecular function: actin filament binding. NCBI's taxonomy places the organism in Eukaryota, Metazoa, Arthropoda, Insecta, Lepidoptera, Pieridae. Gene Ontology annotation, biological process: cell morphogenesis; negative regulation of filopodium assembly; regulation of lamellipodium assembly. The record is from RefSeq and is a predicted model, not a curated record.